UAGCGACCCGGGGGCCAGCCGCGGGAGGAGCGAGAGAGCGAGCGAUGCGGUCGCCGCCGCUGCUUCCUGAUUGGCUGCUGGUGGCGUCGCGGACCCUCUGAUUGGCAGCCUACGAGCCGGAUCCAUGUUGUGCAAAGGCGUGAAACGUAAGCGAGAGGAGGAAGAGGAGGAAGAGUUGACCUCACAGGACUGGCGGCCAGAGGAGGCCACCCCCAGCCCAAGCCCUGAGGAGGGGGCUGGCCCAGCACCCCUGCCCCCCAGCUCUCUCUUCAGCCUAUCUAUAUUCAAACUCCACCAUGGCCUCCGGAGGGGCGAGCCAGAUCUCCGCCACCUUGUCCUGGUGGUCAACACCCUGAGGCGAAUUCAGUCCUCUAUGGCCCUGGAGCCCUCUGCCCCAGAACCCCCUUGUCCAGCUCCUGCUGACCCCUUUCCAGUGGUUCCUGAUGCCCCUUUGUGCACGUCUGUCUCAACCCUCCUGGAUGACCUGAGUCACAUUGAGGGCCUCAGCGACACCCAGACAGCCUUCCCUGAAGAUGCUCCCCUCAGCCGGCCCCCUGACCCAGGCCUGGAUCCUGGGCGGCCAUCCCCUCUGGGGUCCCUGGAGCUCCUCCUGGAGGAUGGACUGGAGGGUCUUUUUGAUGAUAUUGACACCUCCAUGUAUGACUGUGAACUCUGGCCCAACCUUAAAACAGACUCUGGGGAAACAGAGGACAAGAUACAGGGACCAGGGCUGGAUGUGUCUGAACUCGAUUACCUCAUGGAUGUGAUUGUGGGCACACAGACUUUGUAGGGGGACCAGGAAAUGGUUCCCUGCCUGCCCCCAAGAGGCCCAAAUGGACAAGGGGUCAUGGGGCUGCUGGGAGCUCCCCUCCAGCUACAGACUGUGAAAGGGGACCUGGAGUUGUGGAGAGGGAAGCGUGGACGGUUUUUAAGAUGAAAACAGUUAAUAUAUGAAGCAAUGUGUCUGUCCCUUGUCUGUCUCUCUUCCUCUUCCCCACCUGUGCGUAUUUAAAAUGAAUUAUCGACCCUUGUUAGUAA
Vombatus ursinus (common wombat) is the source of this 1038-nucleotide messenger RNA. RefSeq names its product SERTA domain containing 1 (gene SERTAD1). Gene Ontology annotation, cellular component: nucleus. NCBI's taxonomy places the organism in Eukaryota, Metazoa, Chordata, Mammalia, Diprotodontia, Vombatidae. The record is from RefSeq and is a predicted model, not a curated record. The transcript is spliced from 2 exons. The coding region runs from base 125 to 790 and encodes 221 amino acids. Gene Ontology annotation, molecular function: transcription regulator activity.